CUGAAGUUCAUCGACCAACAAAAAGAUUCGUGAGUCAAAUAAAGCUGCCUGUUUCCCGCUGGUAUAAUCCUUUCAGUCUUAGUGGGUUGGCGCAUCUCUAGUCAGGUACGUAGCCGUUCUCAUUGGAGAUGCUGCAUGUUUCACCGCAGGUGCGGGGAAUUUCGUGUUGCCUAGAAUUCAUCAUGAUUGAAGUAUAAGUAUCAAUCCACUGUCCCUUCUCUUUUCCUUCCUUCUCAUACACUUCCCAUCCGGAUAGAGAGCACACACAAUCCCCAGAAGUACCACAGCAAUGGCAAACGAACCUCCUCACAAGCAAGAAUUUCGCAUUCGAGACCUGACUACUCGAAAGGUCACCCUCUUCCCCACCAGAGCACAGAUCAUCCGAGACAUCAAGGAAAUCACUCUUCAACCAGGCGCCAACCAAAUCGUCAUCGAUGGUCUUACCCCCACGGUCGACGAGCAUUCCAUCAAGGUCGAAGGAACUGGUUCCGCCACGAUCACAGAUGUCACGAUCGACUUCAUUGCCAAUCGAGAAGUCUAUGAAGAUAUCUAUCCAUCCGACUCCGAGGAUGAAAGUGACUUGGAGGAAGACGACUCUGAUGUUGAAGUCGAUGAGAUGAAAGCCAUCAAUGAGAAAUUGAAGCAGCUCAAUGUCAAAAUCCUCGACGAGCAAGAGAAGAUCAAUUCUGCUGCUCAUCGUCUGAGAAUCUGUGAUGCAUUCGGCAACAGCGUUGAGAAGAAUCGCCCACCACCAAACGAUCUCGAGACCCUCAUCAAAGCUUACGAGGUCGAACGUCAAAAGAUCUAUGGUGCCCAUGAGAAGGCUACCUCGGAGGUUGCCAAGAUCAGAGAAGAAAUGGCCAAGGCUGAGAAGCAGAAGCUCAAGGUAGCAAAGGCGGUGGUCGAAGCCAAUGAGAAGUCGAAGAAGGAAAAGGAGAAGGCCAAGGAGAAGAAGUUGCGAAAGAAGGCAGAAAUCUCCAAGGAGAAGCAAAGAAUCAGGACUGAAAGAGAGACAUUCUGGCCAAAGAAGGUUUACUGUGUCACCAUCAACAUUGAAACUUCCAGCUUCACUCCAGGAAGCUCUCGUCGCAACUCCAUCGAUGGAGACACCAUCAUCAAUCAACCAUCCAGUUCCGGUCUCGCAACCUCCGAGUUCCACGAGCCAUCGACCAAACCACUCAAGACUGGCGAGAUCAGUUUGUCACUCUCGUACAUCACGUACUCGGCUUCGUGGGCUCCUCGUUACGAUCUCAGUUUGAACUCUGUCAAGCUCACUGGCCUUUUGGAGUAUGGUGCAGAGCUUAAGAAUACCACUUCUGAAACCUGGCGUGAUGCUCAUGUUCUUCUGUCCACAUCCCAAACCACUUUCUCCGGUCUCAGCGAAACGAUCCCUCAGCUGCUGCCUUGGCACGUAAGACUGUAUAAGGGAGGUCGCAAUGGCGACUCUGCCUUGUUCAGCGCUCACGAACUUGAAGCUAAGAAGAAGGAAUGGAAUCAAAGUACUGGGGAACAAUCUCAGAAGCCACGCUGGGAGGUUUUCGGUCGGGACAAUGCUGUUCAAAAUGCAUACCUUGCUCAAGAGAGACAGCAUGCGCUUACUAAGAAGAUGAAGACUUCUCGCGAGGCCGUUCAGUACGCUUCCCGUCACGCAAAUCCUACACCUACUGCUUUGUUUGGCGCCGCGGCGGCUCAGCCAGCUCAGAGUAAUAGCUUAUUUCGUAAUCUGGAACAAGCGGAUCUCACACAGAGGGCACGAAAGAGUGGUGGUGCCCCAACCUGGAACGGUCAUUCAUCCCAUGAAGAGAUGGAAGAAGAUGAUGGAGAUCAAGGAUUUGCAUUAUUCGAUGACGAUGAGGCACCUAAUAAGUCACUUACCUUCGAAGAAGGAGCUUGGGAGGAAUCAGGUCUGACGACAACAUACGACAUCCCCGGUCUUAAGACAAUCUCCCCCAGCAAUUCAACCAUCAAGCACAAGAUUGCCAAGAUCGACUUCAAGAACGUCGUCUUCUCUCACAUCGUCAUUGGCAAGCUUCGUCAAGUUGCUUUCCUAAAGGCCCGUCUUCGAAAUACCUCCAAGAUCACCUUGCUCAAGGGUCCUUUGGGAUUGACUCUGGAUAGCUCCUUCCUCGGUCAAGCAUCCUUCCCUCGUUGUUCAUCUGGUGAGACUUUCUCCCUUCCACUUGGUGUUGAUCCCGCCAUCAACAUCAACUACCCCAAGCCAACUGUUCGACGUAGCCAGACUGGCAUCUUCAGCAAGGAGGAUACAAAUGUAUUCACUCGUUCCAUGACCAUCAUGAACACCAAGCAUAACGCUGCCAUUGACCUCACUGUUCUUGAUCAAAUUCCGGUCUCGGAGGAUGAGAGAUUGAAGAUUGAGAUUACGAAUCCCAGAGGAUUGAAGGCUGGUGGAGAAGGUGUUCGUGCUGGACAGCCUACUACGUUCGGCCCACAAACUUUGAGCAGAGGCACCGCCAAAGAGAUCCGUGCCAGUGUUCAAGGAAUGGAGACACCUAAGGAUGUCAAGUGGGGUAGUGCUGUUGCCACUGCCAAGAAGGGAGGAGAGAUUGCUUGGAAUGUCAAGUUGAAUCCGGGUCAAGGUGUCAAGUUGAUGCUUGAGUAUGAAGCCUGCUUCCCUGGUGGCGAGACGGUGGCCGUCGCGCAACAGCAGGCACAGGCAGGGAGUCGUGGCUCUAAUACCACGGGAGGUGCUCAAGCACCGGGAAUGGGAAUGGGCAUGCCCUUGGGAUCUGCGCUUUCUGCCCAAAUGGUCAGUCAAUGCUUGCAUCAGCAAGGAACAGAUAGUGACGAGUUACAGGGCCAACGUCUCGACAUAUACCAGGGGAUGCAAGCACCACUGGUCACGGUGUCAUUCGGACACCAACAACAACACCAUUCCGGGCUGGCAGGUCAAUUCAGCCUCCCACCGACGGGAAUGGGGUAUGCACCUGUGGAGGGUGGGAAUCGAUCGCGGGGUAAGAACAACACCUCCAAGAAGGUCAAUCCUUUCUGUGACCCCGACGCGCUAUGCGCUGAGUGCGGCUCCUUGGUGCAUCAACUGGGUAACCACCCCAACCCAAAUCACUCAUCAGGAGUGCUCAGGGGCUGCGCUCGAUGCAACACCAAGGAGCACUCUUAUUGGACGUGUCCAAAGAUGGACUGGACGGAGAAGAAGAAGAAGCAAUACCACUUCUUCCGCCGUUGCAGAGAAGGGCGUUGUCCCUUGGAGUUCCAUGGUGACUUUAGGGAAAUUAUAAACCCUCAGGGCAAGUUCACCUUGGAACACAUGCCAUUGACCCCGGAUUUUGCUCUGCGAAAUCCAUACCCGAACGAGCAGCAAUUCCGGUCACCCAGGAACGGGGGAGAUCCGACUCUCAAGGUUGACCCCUUCUGGAGCAGCGCAAACCCCUGGCAAAACCUGAGGUCUCUGGCAUUCAGUGGCGCCCGCGUCAGUGAAGAGGAUGGGAGAUUCUGGGAUCGGCGCGCUGGAGCUCGCAGAGGUGAUCUUUGGGAGCAGCUGCGACAAGAACAGCAGCAGCAGCAGCACCCACAAGAAGCUCCGGUGCAGACGGCCGAGGCCUUCGCAGAGCUCAAGGCCCAACUCGCUUCUAUGGCCAAGUCUUUGGAUGAGAUCCAGCGCGGCGGGGUCAGUGCUGGUAGCGUGAAGAAGGAGGAGGACGACGAUCACAAGCGCAGCGACAUUGCCCAGUCAAUGCUAGAUCCCCAACCUGGCCGGGUCGCUGGUGGUGUAGUGAAGAAGGAAGAGGAGGAUGAGAACAACGUCUCAGACUACCCCAUAGCACCUCAUGCCCCCUCUCCCAGCUCCCAGGCUAGGUUCAUGCUUGGAUCUAGUGCCUCUCGUGGGAACGAUUCUCGACCCUCUGGCUUUAGUGGUGUUCGCCCUGCUACAGGUAACUUCCAGCAGGGCCCUUGCCAUCACUGCCAGGGACCUCACUUCAAGAGAGACUGUCCUCAACUGAAGGCCAAGCUCAAGGCUCGAGGGGAUCGCGCUCCUGGCGGGGAUCGUGGGAAUCGUCGUGGCAGGGAUCGUCGUGGCAGAGGCGGUGGGAGCAGCUCCAAGGACGCGUUUGUUGCUCACACGUCUGGUUCAAACCAAGUCACUUUCGAGUUCAACUUCGCAUUUACGCUCUCCAAUACUGCUGCCUGCUGUCAACCACGAAACAGUCCUCCUCCCGCCAUCUUCCUUUCAAGAACCACCUGUCUAUUUCUCGAAGAAAGUGAUUCAACUGUCACUAUGCCACUUACCUGCCGCCACUGCAAGAAGCAGUUCAUUGACGCCGAUGCUCUAAGCAAGCAUAAAGAUGCUGUCCACGAUUGGUCCUGCAACUACUGUGAUGAAAUUUCCCUUUCCAAUCCAGAGUCGUUCGUUAACGAAAUCGACCUCAUACAACACAACGAAGCAAAGCAUAACUUCAAAUGCAAGUACUGCGAUCGAGUCUGCAAGACCGAAGAAGCGAGAUACCAGCAUGAGAACUCGCCCGCACACAUCUUGAAGUGCACGAAGUGUAUCAAAGUGUACAAGACGGAAACGGGCCGCGAAAGCCAUUACAACUCGACUCACGUUUACACGUGCGAUACUUGCAACUCCACCUUCGAUGCAAGAAAAGCCCUCGAUAAGCACAAUACGAUUGCUCAUCGGAUCCCUUGUCAACACUGUAUCAAGGUGUUCAAGAAUACUGAAGACCUUGAAGUCCAUGUCACGGAGUUUCACUCGUUCAGAUGCAAGAAGUGCUCAAGGAUCUUCGAGACUGAUGAGAAUUUGCAGAAGCACAUGGCAGACGACCACGUCUUCAGGUGCACAAAAUGCCCAAGGACUUUCGGUUCAGAGAUUGGGCACAGUAUCCACUACACUACCACACAUUCUUUCAAGUGUGAAACAUGUAAAGUGGUCUUCAAUACACUGCGCGAGAAGGACGACCAUGCGAAAGCUAUGCAUAGCAUCACCUGCACCAAAUGCCAGGCAGCAUUCGACAACCAAGAGCUCCUCAAAAUCCAUGUGACCAAGAUGCAUGUAUUCAAGUGCAAGAAAUGUGCCAUGGAGUUUGAAAGCACGGCGGUACUUUCUCAACACUUCGCAUCUUCGCACAUCUUGAAAUGUCCUUUAUGCCCAGAAGCAUUUGAGACGGUCGAGGCCCGGACUACGCACUUUCGUAUUUCACACGAAUACGAAUGUCAUGUAUGCAAAGAAACUUUCGCAACUCUUCAGGCUCUGGCCGAACAUUCCAGGACUCACCAACGCAACUGCGAAGAGUGUGAUGCUUCUUUCGACAGCGAAAUUGCACUUAACAGGCACAAGACAUCACACAAAUAUCGAUGUAUGAAGUGCUUAGAGGCAUCCGACAGCCUCGGUGGUCUUCAAGGCCAUACUAUACUGGCACACUCGAGAGAGGCGUUGUUGAAGUGCAGUGCUUGUGCAGCACUCUUCAGGGAAGAGAAUGAGCUUGCCGACCAUGUUAAGUCACACGAGGCAUCGACCAAGGUAAGUGCGGAUUCCCUCGGCAGCGAUGUCCAGUGUCCGGAAUGUCGUCAGUCCUUCAAUACUUCGGGCUUGUUAAAAGCACACUACCUCGAUACACAUUUCUUCAAAUGCUCAAUCUGCCCGUCGGCGAUCUUCACUGAUGAGAAGUCUUGCGAUGAACAUAUCAAGGCGUAUCAUGAGCUUAAGAAAGAUGACCUGAGCUUGGUGAAUGCGGCUGUGAAGUAUCCCUGCUCCAAUUGCGGUACAACAUAUGACUUCCCAAUUGAGUUGGCCACUCAUGUAUUGCAAACUCACUUUCUCCGUUGCAAGCAUUGUUCUGGAUUAAGAUUCUCCACUCUGCAAGAACUAUCGGAGCACACGGCCCAGAGCCAUAUGCCUGUAUCAGUUUUCAGCAGCAGCACGCAGACUGAAGCGAUGACAGACAUCUCCGUCACCGAAAAGCUGGGAUUCAGCAGCUGCAGUACCGACAACUCCGAUGGUUCUUCACAGGAUGCUCAUUCAUCCCAUGAAGCCGAGCAAAGUCAGGUGUAUAAGUUGCCAUCUUACGAGACAAAAGCUAUGCAGACUACCGAGUUCAAGUGCGACGAAUGUGUCACUGUGUUUGAAAACGAGGAGGAACUGGAUGUGCAUAUGGAUCACUCGCCAUUUCAUGGGGCACCAGCCCUGUUCUGCACUGAAUGUCACAUUGGCCCUUUCCGCGACCAGAUUGAGCUACUCAAGCACAUCGAGUCAAAGCCACAUAAGACUCAGUGGGUUCUGAGCAUGAUCUAG
This is a messenger RNA of Mollisia scopiformis, 6268 nucleotides long. RefSeq lists its product as uncharacterized. The record is from RefSeq and is a predicted model, not a curated record. The transcript is spliced from 7 exons. The coding region runs from base 290 to 6268 and encodes 1992 amino acids. Lineage: Eukaryota; Fungi; Ascomycota; Leotiomycetes; Helotiales; Mollisiaceae.